AGAGGAAGCAGUGUUAUACGGCACGACUCUUUGGGGGUCGGCCUACCGACAUUAGCAGCAGUGGCAGCAGCAGCGGCAACAGCAGCUGCGGAGGCGGAGGCAAAGGUGGCUAGCAGCAACAGCCACGCGAGUCCAGGAGUCGACGACACCACGUACACGCACGCAAUGGAGAAACGGAUAGAGUUGGAAAAACGGGGCAGGAAGCCCUCCGAAAUUACAGAAUUCGUACUGGACAACUGUCGGAGUACAAACAUCGUUGGGCUGACGGAUGAGUUUGUCGCCCUUGAGUCGCUGAGCCUCAUCAACGUGGGCCUCACCAGUUUGAAGGGCUUCCCCAAGCUGCCGAAUCUUCUGAAGCUGGAGCUCAGCGAUAACAGAAUAUCGAGUGGCUUGAAUCUCUUGCACACGAGCCCGAAACUUACCCAUCUCAAUCUGAGCGGCAACAAAAUCAAGGAUCUGGAGACGCUGCAGCCGCUCAAGGAAUUCAAGAACCUCAAGUUCCUCGAUCUCUUCAACAAUGAAGCCACGAACAUGGACAACUACAAGGAGAAAGUCUUCAACCUCAUACCCAGUUUGCGGUAUCUCGAUGGAUUCGACAUUGAUGAUUGCGAAGUGGAAAGUGAGUGCGACGAUGACGACGUCAAUGGAAACGAAGAGGACGGAGAGGCUAAUGAAGAGGAUAGUGAAGAUGUUUCAGACGAAGAGGACGAUGACGAUAUGGAUGACACCCUGGGACAAAUCUAUCAAGAUCUCGAGGACGAUAGCGAUGAUAAUGAAUUUAAGGCCGAAGAAGACGGAGGAGACGAUGAUGACGAUGAUUUUGACGAUGAGGAAGAUGAAGAUGACGACGAUGAUGAUAAUGAGCAGAAAGAGCAAAAGCAACCAUCUCAGCCAGAAACAUCCCCUGCCCGAGGUAAAAAGAGAAAACACGAAGAUGGGGUAGGGUCGGAAAAUUAAAAAAUUUUUUUAACUCGAUAGAAUGUAAACUUUUUUUUUUAAUUUUUUUUUUUUUUUUAUUAAUGUUAAGAAAAACUAUGCCGCCGAGAAAACAACUGGGAAUCAAAUGUAAUUGACCGACCAAUGACAGACCGUGUGAUUUCCGCAAUUAAUGAUCAAACUGUAAUUGUAACAUACGAUUUAAAAUGAAUUGCAGAAAUAAAAUGAUAUGCUUGUAAAUGUAAGAGUGCUAGAGGGGAAAAAAGAAGGGGACAAAAGUGUGUGAGAGAGUAAAAGCAAAAUAAAUAAUUAUUGUAAGUCGUCAAAGGCGAAAGAAAACAAAUGUUGAAAAAUGGUCGAUAUAUUAGAGGCCGCAUUCCAGCUAGACCCUGUACAAGCGUUUUAGUUAUGCUAACGAUAUUUUAUAUAGAGUAUAUAGUUAGAUAUUAGAGAUGUUACGUAUAGUUUUGGCGAGAAAACAGAUAAUGAGCGAAAAAUGAUCAGAGUUGUGGAGGCAAAAAGGGAAAAAAAGUAAAAAGUGGGACGGUACAUAAGGCUGUCUUACACUUUGAAGGAGCGUAUUUGUCUGUUAGCUCCACUGGGCCAAAGGCUGGGCUCAUGCUGGAAUGCAGCCGUCGUUAAUCAGUACUAAGGUUAUAUUAGUUACAUUUUAAAUACAUCAUUAUUGUACCAUUAUUAAGUGUAGAUUGUAAACGAGGAAGAACAUUUGUACAGGUUUACAAAGAAAAACCAAUAUCCCGUCAAUGAGAACAAGGCACGGUGCCGCACUGUGAUUUUUGAGAUGAGAAAUCAAUCUCGCAUACAUAGGCGACGAUCAUGUUUGAAUUAUGUUUUAUUACACUUUUUUUUAUAUCUCAUACGAUAUAAAAUUUAUUACUCAUUACUU
Molecule: messenger RNA, 1843 nt
Organism: Copidosoma floridanum
Lineage: Eukaryota; Metazoa; Arthropoda; Insecta; Hymenoptera; Encyrtidae
Gene: Mapmodulin
Product: acidic leucine-rich nuclear phosphoprotein 32 mapmodulin
Cellular component (GO): nucleus
Molecular function (GO): histone binding
Source: RefSeq, a predicted model, not a curated record